Messenger RNA from Neurospora tetraspora, 240 nucleotides. RefSeq lists its product as uncharacterized. The transcript is spliced from 2 exons. The record is from RefSeq and is a predicted model, not a curated record. NCBI's taxonomy places the organism in Eukaryota, Fungi, Ascomycota, Sordariomycetes, Sordariales, Sordariaceae. Bases 1 to 240 code for a protein of 79 amino acids.
AUGCUUCCCCUCAACAACAUCACUCUUCAGAGUCACAUCACCCUCCGUCUUCAGCAGCUGGAUCUGCUACUCCCGAGCGCUGGUCCGCUCUCCAUCCCAUCAUCAGUAGACGAAGGCAUUCAGAAGGUUCCAGGCCUGCCUGGUAUCCGCUGUUCCACAUGCGCCGCCAACGGCGAGGAUGUUUGGGUUAUCCCAGGCCGUGCAUGUGGCUUCUGCCGCACUCCAGCCAUGCGGGAUUGA